Messenger RNA from Aspergillus glaucus CBS 516.65, 1083 nucleotides. RefSeq lists its product as uncharacterized. The coding region runs from base 1 to 1083 and encodes 360 amino acids. The transcript is spliced from 4 exons. Lineage: Eukaryota; Fungi; Ascomycota; Eurotiomycetes; Eurotiales; Aspergillaceae. The record is from RefSeq and is a predicted model, not a curated record.
AUGGCUGUCGACAUGACAAGCCUCUACAGAUUUCAUCGUGUCCAGGAGAAAAGAUCGCAUCCUGUUCUGACCCUGGAAAACCUGACAGUUAAAGCUGCUAGCCAGGCAAUGGAUCGGCCAUUGAGACGAUCUACUACAGCCUUCCCGUUCCUACGACUGCCUGUCGAACUCCAAAUUCGGAUUCUGGAGUUUACCGAUCUCAUUGCGCCUCUGGGUGAAAUCGAGUGGAGCCCAAAAGAAGGCUACAGUAUCGACAACUAUUGCGCCACAUGCGACGAACUAGAGGGGCCUGGUGACUGUUUUGAGCAUUAUGCGUGCCAGUUUCUUGCCUGUCCUGACACUGGUGACCUUGAUUGCUUUUGCAACCUAUACCAUGCGACCUUUUCGACGAUCUACCGGUGCUGGGAACCAUCGACGUCGUUAUUCCUGGUCAGCCGGGCCAUACGGGAGGUUGCCCAGACGUUCGGGCCCCAAUCAACAUCAGACCGUCUCGAAGAGGCUGUUUUCUUGAAGGACACCGUGCCUCCCACUCAUCUGCCUUGUCUGCAUUUCUUAGGACUCGUCUUCCCGCGCUUAAGUACAAGUUUUCUUGCCUCUGGUAAACCUGUUUAUCAUGACUGGAUUACGACCAUUGAAUACGUCAACGGCAAACUGAAUUUCUCAAAACUCGUUCUGCGGGUAUGCUUCCGGGAAGAUCUGCCAGCUGAAUCCGACGAAAUACGCGAAAUACUAGCUAGUGAGGAGGGCCGGGUAAUCCAGGAAGCUUACCUCCUCAUUCUGGCUCCAUUUGGACGGCUUGGUCGGCCUCACCGGUUUUUCGUGGAUGUUGGAUGGCUUGAUGAGGAGUCCUAUAGCGAGGUCGUAGCCAACCUGGAGCGAAAGUUGGAGCAGUCUGCGAUGGAUGAAGAGGAUGAGUGGCUUGAUGAGGAUGACGAGGAUGACGAGGAUGACGAGGAUGGCUGGAUUGACGACGAUGAUGAGGACGAGGAUGAUUUUGGUGAAUUUAACACUACUGCAACUCAAACGGGAAAGAGGGCACAUCAGCAGAUUUCCUCUUUAGGCCUAGUACGAGCGUUGUUGUAG